Aspergillus fijiensis CBS 313.89 is the source of this 672-nucleotide messenger RNA. RefSeq lists its product as uncharacterized. NCBI's taxonomy places the organism in Eukaryota, Fungi, Ascomycota, Eurotiomycetes, Eurotiales, Aspergillaceae. The transcript is spliced from 2 exons. Bases 190 to 534 code for a protein of 114 amino acids. The record is from RefSeq and is a predicted model, not a curated record.
UAUUGGAAGUCAUAAAAAAUCCUCACACAUGACGAUGACUUCAGACAAGCAGACUUCGGCCCCCCCUCCUUCCCAGGAGCCAUGCAGUCAGCAGAAGUCAGGAUGAACAUGAGUAGUGUUGUCGGCUCUUGAUCUUCUGUCAGACCAUUCCUUAAAGUCCAUGCCGUCGCACUGACUCGGCACGGUCCAAUGAGACCCGCAGCUAAGAAUAACCCUCGACCGGUCCAGACACUUCUCGUGUCUCUUGGUUCUUUGGAAUCCGACUCUCUCACUGCAGGAAAGACGGUAUCUGCACGCUGCAAAAGCCCUUCAACCCGUCCCGGUGAUGGUGGCUUCAAUGCCAGGCACGCCGUCUCGUCUCGUCGCGGCAGCCACACGCACACAGUCCACACACACCCCUGGCUACCAUUGACCCUUCCCCAUCCUUUCCUUUUAUUUUUUUUUGACUGUCUCUCUUUCACUUCGGGCUUUUGCCAUCGUGCUCACUCCCAAGGGUAUCAGUUCAACUCCGGGGGUUACACCAGAAUGGUUUAAAGAAAUCACCUCCCUGCCGCUCUCUGCAUACUUCCCGGCAAACCACUGACUUCCUCCUUGCUCCGCGCCCCCCAGUGCGUCUCUAUACUUGGACCUCGCCCAGCCAUCUCAGAGGAUCAAACCAUGUUCUCUCGAUGA